AUGCAUGUCAAGUCCGCAAAUUUCGCGCGCAGCUUCGCCGCUUUGCUGCUGUUGCAAACGCUUUUGCCACAAGGAGCAGACACUAAGCCAGUUGCUGGCGUAAAGAGCUUACUCGGAGGCAUGGCGAUGGGAACGUUAGGUGGUAUGGUUUUGCAUCAUGCCGUGGCUAAGCAUAUGCAGCAUCAGACUCAACAACAGCAACCAAUUGCAUCACAACAACCUCAGCUAUUAUCAUUACCACCUCAAUCUCCAAAUGUGGCUGAACAUCAACCUAAUCAAUAUGGACAGCCUCAAUACCCAUUGCUCCAAGCUCCACACCCAGCCGAACAAAAUUCCGCUCAACUUGGACAUCCACAAUUUUCACAAUCAGCAAUUCAACAACCUCCUCAAUCUGGGUAUCCUCAUCUCCUACAACCAGUGGUUCAACAACCUCCUCAACCUGGUCACGUUCAAGUCUCACAACCAGCCGAGCAACAUCUUUCUGAAUCUGUUCAACAACAACCUCAAGAAGUGCAAUCACAACCUACAGGUGGUAUACUAGAUUCUCUUUUACAGAUUAAGCGUCCUGUAGAUCAACCGAAUGCACCACAACAGCAACACCAAAACGCACCACAGAAUCCAAACAUGCAAACCGCUCCAGCGGCACCAGCUGAACAAUCUGCUCAACCCCAUCCGGUAAUAACACCAAAUCAAGCACCACCUGCUCAAGACAUCAAUAAACAGCCAGCUCAGCCAACUGCAUUGCAUCCAGCAGUGGUACAACCAGCGACAGUUGGCGGCAUUCCCAUACAACCUGUUCAGCACGUCCAACCGCCUCAACCCAUAUAUCCUGUGCAUCCAGCUCAAGCUACUUCGCAAGUGAUUGUUCCAUCUAAGAAACCAGGUUACUUUGGCAAGUCUUCCGCAGACAAAAUACCCCAAAUUAAUUUCUUCUUGAUGGCAAUGAUGGCAUUCCUAGUCAUUUGGUGCAAGUAA
Anastrepha obliqua is the source of this 975-nucleotide messenger RNA. Its product is annotated as mediator of RNA polymerase II transcription subunit 15-like. The record is from RefSeq and is a predicted model, not a curated record. Bases 1 to 975 code for a protein of 324 amino acids. The transcript has 3 exons. Lineage: Eukaryota; Metazoa; Arthropoda; Insecta; Diptera; Tephritidae.